This is a messenger RNA of Erythranthe guttata (spotted monkey flower), 731 nucleotides long. RefSeq lists its product as uncharacterized. The record is from RefSeq and is a predicted model, not a curated record. Lineage: Eukaryota; Viridiplantae; Streptophyta; Magnoliopsida; Lamiales; Phrymaceae.
ACAAAACUCUCACAAUGUUCCCACAAAGAAGAGCGGCGAUCGUAUCGAUCUUUAUUUGCGUAUUAUUUAUAUGGGAAUGCAAAGGCGAGGAGGGUUACACACCGGCACCGAACUGUGCACGCCUAGAGUGCCCUUAUUACAGUGUGGUUCACACUGAGAAAGAAUUUGAAAUCAGAAGUUACAACGAUGCUCUAUGGGUUUCCGGUCCUACCAUCCCCUCCACGUCGUACAAAACUGCUGCCGAUGAAGGUUUUCUAGUCCUGUUUGGGUACUACCUAGGAAACAAUAAUCAGAAUGUGAAGAUCAAUAUGACAACCCCUGUUCUAAUCGACGUUCAAAACUCGGCCUACACCGUAUUCUUUUACGUCCCGAAAAAGUACCAGAACAGCAGUUUACCCACACCGCGUUCGACUGAAAUAAAGCAAGUGAAGUUGCCUAAACAUAAAUACGCAGCUGUUAGAAGAUUCGACGGAUUCAUCACCGACGAGAAUAUUCCGACGGAAGUUGCCGCACUCAAGAACAGCCUCAAAGGCACCCCUUAUGAAAAAGCUGCUGCUCUUGACGUGUUCACACUCGCGGGCUAUAACUCGCCCUUCGAACUCAUUAAUCGUGUUAAUGAAGUUUUCCUGUGGUUCGAUUGAUUUUGUACUGUGUGGUACGAGGUUAUAGAUCAGGGGGAAGGAGUGCAAUAAUUGCGAUUAUCGAUUGUCAAACACAAUAAUUUUGAUCUG